AUGUCAACCGAGGCCAUCGGGGCGACGAGGGCUACGGCGACGACCACCACGACGUCCACAAUCGACUGUAUUGUCGAGAAACUCAUGCAGAAGGAUCGCGAUCUCGAAAUUGCUGCCAAGAUCGGUCAGUCGCUGCUCGAGCAGAAUCGAGACCUGCAGCAACGGACAGAAUUCCUCGAAGAAAGCUUAGCCAAAAGCUCUGAGGAAAUGGUCCAAAUGAAGCAUGAGUUGGACCGUAAAGCUGAGUUGCUCCGAGUCUAUUGCCGCUAUGAUGACGACGGCUUUACCAGUUCCAGAGAGACGACGGAUGAUUCUCUGAAAAAACGCUUAGAAAAAACUAAGCUGGAGAACAUUCAGCUCAAACACGAUGUGUUCUCCAUAAAAAAGGAAAUGGAGGCACAAAUCGAACGCGAUCGAAAGCGAUACGAAGAAGUAUCACGGCAGUUCGAGCUAGCACAACAGCAGAUCGUCUCAUUACAUGCUCAAGUCGUCGAAAGAGGCGAAGAUUAUGCUGCUCAGUCUGUAGUGGUGGAAAAACUGCUACGAGAGAUUUCCCUCAAGUGCUGUCGUGAACGUGAGCUGACAGCCGAGAAUGCCGAUCUGAGUCGGCAGGUUGAGGAAGCUUUGCAGAGGCAGAAUGAGCUUGGCAUGCAGAUGAAGGAGCUCCAGGACCGCUAUGCAGAAUUGAGCUGUUUGUUCUCUGAUGCCGAAGAGGAGCUGUGUCGUUUCCGAUCAGCUCCGCCGAUGAGAGCUGGCUCAGUGGAUUCGCUUUAUGACUCGCUGGCUUCUGAGUUGGAGAACAGCGACAGCGGAUUCUCAACGACACCAGCUAUGAGUGCUCGAGCUGGACAGGCUCUAUCACUUCGUCUUGAACUCCAGAAGGCGUCAGAGGCGAUCGAGGCUGCAUCGCCAUCGAAAGAAGAGAUCGAUGUGCCUUCAAGUGUACUAGCUGAGGUGGUUAGAAAGAAAAUUUCUAUUGAGCCCAUUGCACCACCCCAGACACCGUUGAGCGAGGUGGCGCCUACGCCUGAAACACCCAGAAGACGGCUUGAACUCACACGAAAGCUCACCUGUGAUGUCAGCACUUCCUGUUCCGAGUUAGCUGGGCCGUCGCUCAGUCCCGUCGCUACCUCAACUCCUGAUAGACCAUCAAUAUCUAACGAGGGCCGUCGCUCAGUCCCGUCGCUACCUCAACUCCUGAUAGACCAUCGAUAUCUAACGAGGGUAUUCUGCAGGGUAGCCCCUGUUCCACGACCGAUAACGAAGUGCUCAUCAGACGAUUCCCUUGAAGACUACGUGGCACCGAAAAUGGGUGAACCUGGAGUUCCGGGUACACGUGACCUUAUUGUUUCGCUGAAAAUGCUGAGAGCACGUCGAAAGGUAGAACACGAUUACGCCAUGUUUCUACAUCGAAAAGGCCUACCGCCUAGUUCAUUCUUCCCUGAACAACCGUCGGCAUCAAAAUGUCCAAAACCGAAAGAGGAGUGGACUGAUUUCAGCGUGAUUCUCGGCCAAGAUCAUCAAAGGAUGGUUAGAGCAUACACUGGUGCAGCAACCAUUGGAUUGGGGUCUCUCAAGUCUUCGGAACAGUCCGGUGUGCUCUCUAGAGCUGAGCUCGUCUCGCCCUUGUCGUCACCGCAACGUUUCGGUACUGCUUCGAUGUCGAGCGGACUGCGUUCGCUGGCCUCAUCGAUGGGAGAUGCGUUCUCGGGCCGAGGCAUCAUUCUCCGUCGAUUCUGA
Messenger RNA from Haemonchus placei, 1740 nucleotides. The record is from the annotation of a GenBank genome assembly. NCBI's taxonomy places the organism in Eukaryota, Metazoa, Nematoda, Chromadorea, Rhabditida, Trichostrongylidae.